This is a messenger RNA of Anarrhichthys ocellatus (wolf-eel), 1538 nucleotides long. RefSeq names its product mitochondrial inner membrane protein MPV17 (gene mpv17). NCBI's taxonomy places the organism in Eukaryota, Metazoa, Chordata, Actinopteri, Perciformes, Anarhichadidae. Gene Ontology annotation, biological process: regulation of mitochondrial DNA metabolic process. Gene Ontology annotation, cellular component: cytoplasm; mitochondrion; membrane. The record is from RefSeq and is a predicted model, not a curated record. The transcript has 9 exons. Gene Ontology annotation, molecular function: channel activity. Bases 404 to 1009 code for a protein of 201 amino acids.
UGUUAAUUCAAUGUCCAAAAGACAAUUCUAGACUAUCUGCUUAGUAUGCACUUGCCAAGGAUUACACUUUCAACUAAAUCAAUUCAAAUAUUGACAUUACCUGACCGAGCAGUAACAUCUUUGUGCAACAGUUUUUAAUCGAUUUUAAAGUAUCUUAGCAGAAAGUGAUUUAUAUUUAGCUUCAACACAAAUCAUUUAAGAGCCUCCUAAUUUAGCUCUUUACUUAAGUAAUUCCUGAUAUAAUUUACAACGAAGUGAAUGUGCUUGUCUGCAGUACUUGUGUAACCUAGAACUCACAAUUCGGACCCGAUGCAGACACGUGAAGGCAUCAUCAGCAGCUCACCCGGUGGAGCCGGGGCUCACGUGCACAUUUGACUUACAUUGACUGUAAUGUACAGGGAGAAUGGCGGGCCUGUGGAGAUCCUACCAAGUGUUGAUGACCAAAUACCCCUGGACAGUACAGUUAGUGACCGCUGGAUCUCUGAUGGGCGUCGGUGAUGUCAUCGCCCAACAGCUGAUUGAGAGAAGAGGAUUGGCUCAUCACAACGUGCGGCGCACGGCCAAGAUGAUGAGCAUUGGUUUCUUCUUCGUGGGUCCAGUAAUCGGCAGUUGGUACAAAGUUCUGGACCGACUGGUGGUUGGAGGAACGAAAAGUGCCGCCAUGAAGAAAAUGCUGGUCGACCAGUUGUGCUUCGCUCCGUGUUUCCUGGGAGCCUUCCUCGGUAUCUCCGGUGCUCUGAACGGACUGACGGCGGAGGAGAACGUCACCAAGCUCAAGAGGGACUACCCAGAUGCCCUGAUCUCAAAUUACUACCUUUGGCCUGCAGUCCAGAUUGCCAAUUUCUACUUCAUUCCACUCCACUACCGAUUGGCUGUCGUCCAGAUUGUUGCUGUUACUUGGAACUCCUACCUGACCUGGAAGGCCAAUAAGAUGAUUGCAGCGAGGACCUCGAGUGGAGAACAAAAGAGGAAUAUCAUGAGAUCAGUGUCAUCAUCAUCCCACGUCUAAACAAUCACCAGUGACUCUCCAGCUGCUCGGCCUAGUGUCACACAAAUGCAGCACGGAGGAGGAGGAGGAUGCUGUUGUUGUUGUCGCCGCCUCUGACUGAGUAAGCACGGAUGAUGCUGUCGCCUUCCCGAGUGGAUGAGGGGAAUCCUUCACUCUCUGCAGUUCUCUUUUUACGUAAGUGGUCUUGUUAGAGAGGACUUCACACGUCCCCUCUGUACGACGCACAGUGAGCUGCUGCUGCAAAUAUUACAAUUCAUCAGCAGAGCAACAAGAACAUCUAUAAACAAACUCUGACACGCUUGCACUAUUUCAGUUUGAGAGCCGUCAGUGUAGCGCUUUAUUUUGCAUUUUUAGAAACGUGUUUUGUCGGCACCACGUUCACUGAAACACUUUAAAUACGUAGCAUUUUAUGACGUAAGAGCCGUUACAAGUAAAGCUAUCAUGUACUAAGAAUUAAUAUUGUAUAUAUAUAGUAUGUAGCAUCUUAUGACACGUCCACUUAACAACCAAGGAUAACUAUUUGAGGCAA